Messenger RNA from Anarrhichthys ocellatus (wolf-eel), 1679 nucleotides. RefSeq names its product major vault protein-like. Lineage: Eukaryota; Metazoa; Chordata; Actinopteri; Perciformes; Anarhichadidae. The transcript is spliced from 4 exons. Gene Ontology annotation, cellular component: cytoplasm; nucleus. The coding region runs from base 265 to 783 and encodes 172 amino acids. The record is from RefSeq and is a predicted model, not a curated record.
AGCUGGCUCUGAACUAAGGGCGACUAGAAGCUGGCUCUGAACUUGUAUUGGUGACCAGCCUGUUCGCUAACUAGAUAUAAAUCUGACAGUUUUGGAGGUUGUUCUGAAGCGUAUUUCACAAAAUAAUUCAUUUUAAGACGAUGAAGGAAUUGCUGAAUGUACAAUUAGCACAUUUUAUAUCGAUCACAAUAAUAAACUAAAUUCUUUGAUUUCUGUGCGUGCAGUCACGAGGCCGAGCGUCUGGAGCAGGAGGCCCGGGGGAAGAUGGAGAGGCAGCGGAUCACCGACCAGGCCGAGAAUGAGAAAGCCAGGAGGGAGCUGCUGGAGCUGGAGGCUCUCAGUGCUGCGGUGGAGAGUACAGGAGCUGCCAAGGCUGAAGCUCAGUCUCGUGCCGAGGCGGCUCGUAUUCAGGGAGAGGCGGCGGUCAACGAGGCCAAACUGAAGGCUGAAGCUCAGAAGAUCGAGGCGGAAGCGGAGCUCCAGCGGCUGGCGAAGGCUCGUGAGCAGGAGCUGAGCUACAAGAAGCAGAUGGACAUGCUGGAUGUGGACAAGCAGAAGAACCUGUCUCAAAUCGAGAGUCAGCGCUUUAGUCAGCUGGUGGAGAGUCUGGGCAGCGACACGCUGAGGGAGAUAGCCAGAGCCGGGCCUGAGCUGCAGGUGAAGAUGCUUCAGGCUCUGGGUUUGAAGUCGACCCUCAUCACAGACGGGUCGUCUCCCAUCAACCUCUUCACCACAGCCAACGGCCUGCUGGGGGCGCUGUCUGGACAGGGACAGGGAGAGUGAGAGAGGAGGGGAGAGGGGGAAUAGAUUGUCCAAAAGUAAACCUCAACAGAUUCUCAUCUUUCUGACACUUUAAACUGACUUUCAAAGUUCUCAUACGACAUUCAGAUCAUUACUAUCCGACAACGCUGUCAACACUGUUAGCGGUGUUACUGUUGUUAGCACGGUUAGCUCUGUCAACACUGUUAGCACUGUUGGAUCUCUUAGCACUGUUAGCUUCAGCCUUCGCCAUGUUGAGAGCCAUAUGGAGGCAACAGAAAUGCUCUAAAUAUUGUAUUUAUCACUUUUAAAUCAAAACAAUGUGCCUUUUCAUUUAAAGAUGAACUUCAUGGUUUUGUUAAAUCUCACUCAGUGCAUCUUAAUCUCAUGUUGUCAGAAAACUGACACUAACAUGUAACUAAUAUGUUCUAACACCAGUGUUCUAACACCAUGUUAGAACACUGGUGUUAGAACAUAUUAGUUACUAUGACGUUCUCUUUUCUACCUUUAAUGAACCUUGUUUCUGCUGGUGGAAGCUGUCACCUCGCUGUGAUGUGUGUUUACAGGUGAAACAUUUAAAAAUGCUGAACAGCAGAACUUUUGGACUUUAAGCUCUUUAAAAAUAAGAGAAUCAGAGGUUUACUUUUGGACAUAAAACCAGCAUGAAGACACCGCUAUCGGUGAAACAUUUAAACAAACCUGAGCUGCAAGAGAAGAAGAAAUGUGCCUACAAACAAAUCUCCAGUUUGUUCAGUCGUAUAAUCUGACAACCAAAGAUUCCUGUUUUCUGCUUUGCACUUGGUCCUCUAGAAGUAGAGAGCAGCACUUUAUGCUGAUGUUCGUCUACAUAUUAAACUCUGAUGGUCUGACUGUCGUCUUCACAAAGUGCUGUUGUUUCUGAAUAAAGAACAUUAAACCAG